AUGCUUCAACGAUACAUCCACAAAGCAGCUACACCCGCAUCUCUACGAAGAAGUAAAUUUGCUUCUUCGUACAUCUUUGCAUCGAUCUUGCUGUUGUUUUUAUUAAAUCUGCUUUGCUUUUCUAAGCUCCAAACAACAACCACACGUCCGUCACAUCAAAAUGAAGUAUUAUUUGUUUAUGCAGCUGAAGAAUCUCAAUCUUCAUUGCUGAAUCCAAUAUCCAAUUGGAUGAUUGACAGUAGUAAUCGUGCAGCACUUUCAGCAGAGAAUUCGAUCAUUGAUAAACUGUUAAAAGAAAUGAAAAGGUUAAUGAGAGAAUUCAAAGAGGAUAUUGCCUCAGUCAUGAAGGAUGAAAUUGUGCAAGCUAUUUUGCAAGUUAUGCAUGAUCGAAGAGAGAUCGAACAAAUGACAGGAACCAUUGUGAGUUCACUGACUCUGGAAGCUUGCUCCAAUAAUUUGACUAAACUUAUUAACACUCUUCCAUUCGGUGAAUUAUUGUACAAUGGUAUGCAUGAAUCCAAAUACCCUCGAAAAAUUGUUAAAAAAGUAGUGACUGAUUUAACAGAUCAAGAAGUUGUGGAUCAAAUGAAAAAUGCAUUCCAAGCUAAUUUUGACAUUCAAGGAAUUGUCUCUGAUUUUAUCAAUGCAACACUCACACAAUUAUCUCAAGAUUCAGAGAGAGAUCAAAUUACUCAACUUGCAAAAGCAUACUUGUUAGAAACAUUUUUGAAUGGAUGGGUUAUGGCUUUGAUGAUUUCAUUGGUGUUGUCCAUCAUGAUUAUUCCUUCACUUCUCAUGUUCAUUAUUUUACAGAAUAUUGUUCCAUUUAGGAAAAUUUUGUGUUGUAAAAAGAACAAGUCUUCAAUCGAGUCUUCCUCAAUCCAAAGUGAAGAUGAUUCAUCCAUUGUUGAAAAUUAUCCAGCAAGAGGCACAAGUCGAAAGCGUGCAGUGAUCGAGGUGGGAUCUGGUGAUUCUUCGAGUCCAACCCAACACGAAGAGAAGCAGCACUUGUUAACUGUCAAUACAGUUCAAUAA
This is a messenger RNA of Naegleria lovaniensis, 1035 nucleotides long. RefSeq lists its product as uncharacterized. NCBI's taxonomy places the organism in Eukaryota, Heterolobosea, Eutetramitea, Acrasida, Naegleriidae. The record is from RefSeq and is a predicted model, not a curated record. Bases 1 to 1035 code for a protein of 344 amino acids. The transcript has a single exon.